AUGAAGCUACCACUAAUCUACCUAAUUUAUCUGGUACACCUCAAGGUACUAGUGGUACAAUCAAUAUGCUCGUUUCGACAUUACGAAUUAACAUGUGAUCUGGCUGAUCUUCAGUCUAUCAAUAGGACAUUCGACCUGAAUUUGGUCGAUUAUCAACGAUUGUCAUCAAUCAUAUUGAUAUGUCCUAAUAAGGGUUCUGGAGCGAAAUUGAUAGAAGGAAGUGGAGAGAAAGAUAAGGAUGAUGAAAGAACAACAAGUGAUAGUAAGAAAGGGAAGAGAUUUAGACGAUCAAUUGAUGUAGGUAUAGGCAAAGCGACCGAUUCAGAAAAACAAGGUAAAGAUGGACAAAAAUUGAUCACAAAUCCAACAAAACUGAUCAAUACAGACACUAAAUCAACCGAUCAAACUGAAAAACCAAUUAUCCUACCUUCAACAUCAACAGAUCGAUCAGAAACAUCAACAACAACCCAAAAAUCAACUGAACUUUCACUAGAAAAAGCCCUUUUAACCUACUACAACAAGCUCAAUACGACAAAUUUAGAACGAUUGAGUGUUGUCAAUUGUAAUGUAGACAUAAUCGCUCAAUUACCAAAGAUUUUGGGCUAUCACGGACUACAAUUUUUGAAUUUGAGCAAUAAUAACAUCAAUGAAUUCAGUUGGCAACAAGGACGACAGCUGGCUGCUGGGGCUAGAUUGGAGUUGAGGUGGGUGAAGGUUUGUGAAAGUUGAAUUAUUGAGAAGUAAUAUUGAUACCACAGCCUAAAAACACUGUAAAACGCAAAAUAAGACUUACUUUUAAGGGUUUCCGACCUUGUUUUACGACUAUUCAGGCUAUAAGGAUGUAAAACAAUGUGUUACCUAAAAUAUAUUAACAAAAAACGCAAAAAGACACGUACCUUUGAAGUUGCAGACCUUAGUUUAGGCUUAUUCAAGUCCUAAGAUGUAGAAGGAUGUGUUACCUAAACUAUAUUCACGAAAAACAAGAAGAGCCGCUUACUUUUGAGGUUAAAAACCUUAUUUUAGGCUUAUUUCGGCAAUAAUUAUGUAGAAAUGAUUGUUCCCUAAAAAAAUUUCGUACAAAAACAAAGUGUAAACAUUAAUAUAUCUUACUUUAAUAAUUUUGGCCAAAUGGCCAAAAAUCUUGAGCAUCGGAGAUUCAGAAAUCCAGAUUCUUCUUUUCGAUCCUCAACGAAACACUUGGCUCAUUUUUUGAGUAUAAUAAUAAAAAUUUGCGUUGUUUUUAGCACCAACUGAGAUAUUAUAACACUAGUUUUCUUUCAGAAACAAUCCCUUGAACUGUUCCUGCAAAAACUCAUGGCUCUUACAUCUCCAACAUCAACAUACCGAAACCUAUUGGUCGGAAGCUCAGAUCCUCCAAUUGCCAUUGAAAAUCACUGUUGAUUCAAAUGUAAAAACAUGUCUGGAUCAAUUGAAAUGCGAGGAAGAACAAACAAUCGUUCGGCCGGCGUUGAUCGAGACAAAAACUGGAGCUGAAGCUAACAUCAACUGCCAAUUCUCAACAGAAAUCCCGAAUUAUGACAACUUGACGGAUUCGGACUAUGAUAAAUAUGUAGCCAAGUCUUUUUUCUGGCUGUUCGAUCGAGAAAAGAGCGAGAUUGACAACAGAGAAGGGAGGAUUGAGAUCUAUAGCAACAAUAGCACUAGUGUCAGUUUGAGGGCGUCUAAUUUGACUUCAGAAGAGCUGGGAAUGAUUGUAUGUCAAUGUAAUCAUUGUCAAGGACCUAGUUAUGGCACUGCUGAAGUAUGUUUUCAAUAUUUGUGUUUGGUUUUUAGGUUUCUAUUAAAAGCGGAUAUUGAGGAUGGUUAAAAAUCGAUGUUAAGUCUUUUUCUGAUUGUAAAUUAAAACGUUUUGUAUUUCAAAAGUCAGUAAUAUUAUUUUUCUCCAAAAUAAGCCUAAACUCACAGAAUCAAGCCCUUAAAACUACUGAGAAACAAUAAUUUUAUAAUAAAUGGAUAAUAUCAGGAAAGAAGGAUAAUAUUGGCGCACGGAUAACUGGGCCGAUCGGACAACUGGGCCGGUUCCAACUGGGCCGAUUCCAACUGGGCCGAUUUGCCUUAUAGUAUGUCCGGGCUAUAUAUUCCUAAUAAUAUCGUAGUAAACUGCAAUGUUAAGUGUUAAAUACCACAGUAAAGUCGUAUUUACCUCAACAUAUUUAUACAUACCAUAGUAAAUGAUGGUAUAUUUGCAAGAAAAUAUUAAAUACUUGUAAUAUAUAAUAGUUCUACAUAAUUUUGGUAACAUAUUACUAUGUAAGUGACUUUUAAAGUAAAGCCAUGAUUUUACUACAUAUAUAUACCAUGGUAAGUCAUGGUAUCUUGGCAAAAGUUGACUAUAUUAAAUGUGGCGGAGGCUUUAGGGGAUUCGGCGGAGACUUUAGGGUAUUCGGCGGAGAGUCGGCGGAGGCUUUAUGGAAUACGGCGGAGGUUUUUUGGGAUUCGGCGGAGGAUCGGCGGAGGCUUUAGGGUAUUCGGCGGAUAAGGUAAGGUAUGGUACAGUUUUGUAUGGCAUUGUAAGGUAUGGUAUGGUAGAUAGUAUAGAGCUUGCAUAGUAUGUUAUGGUAUGAUAAGAUAUGGUAUUGUAUGGUAUGGUAUAAAAUGAUAUGGAAGAUAUGGCGUGGUAUUGUAUGGUAGAGUAUGGCAUUUUAUAAUAUGUUAGGGUAUUGUAGGGUUAGGUAUGGUAGAUAGGAUAGGAUAUUGCACAGGACUUUGUAUGGUAUAUUAUGUAAGAUGGGUAUGAUAUAGCUGGGUAGGAUAAAAGGGGCAAGGGUGAAGUUGGGUACUGCUAAAAAGUUUAGAGGUAAGGUCGGGUAGAGACCCUAAAGCCUUCGCCAAAUUCAUAACAACCACCGCAGAAUACCCUACCCUGAAGCCUCCGCCGACUCUCCGCCGAAUAACCUAAAGCCUCCGCCGACCCUCCGCCGAAUCCCCUAAAGCCUCCGCCACGUUUAAUUAAGUCAACUUUUGCCAAGAUACCAUGACUUACCAUGGCAUAUAUAUGUAGUAAAAUCAUGGCUUUACUUUAAAAGUCACUUACAUAGUAAUAUGUUACCAAAAUUAUGUAGAACUAUUAUAUAUUACAAGUAUUUAAUAUUUUCUUGCAAAUAUACCAUCAUUUACUAUGAUAUAUAUAAAUAUGUUGAGGUAAAUACGACUUUACUGUGGUAUUUAACACUUAACAUUGCAGUUUACUACGAUAUUAUUAAGAAUAUAUAGCCCGGGCAUACUAUAAGGCAAAUCGGCCCAGUUGGAAUCGGCCCAGUUGGAACCGGCCCAGUUGUCCGAUCGGCCCAGUUGUCCGGACGCGGUAAUAUUGCAUUUUCAGUUGCGAUUUGAAACCCCAUUGUCUGCCAUUAUUCAUAGUCAUGGAAAAGAUGUUGAGCUAGCUGUUCAUGGAUUUCCAUUAGCCAAUUUAACGUUAAAGGUUACGAAAGAGUCGUCAAACAAAACUGAGGUUCACAACUUGAGUGAUCAGUCGUAAGUAAUAUAAGGGUUCAUAAAAGAAGGCAAAAUAUGAUUUUUAGAUUGAGAAGACUAUUUUAGCCUUAAAAGAUGUGCUUUUUAUUUAAAUAAUGUAUUUUAGGCUAAAAAUAUAGUUUUAAACCUAAAACUAUUGCUUUAAGCCUAAAACACUAGAUUUUAUGCCUAAAACAUUUGAUUUUCAGCCUUAUAUCUUUAUUUUCAAAAUUAUUUUUUCAGGACAAUGUUUUUCAAUGGCACGUUUAUCACCAAUUUUGAAUCGGAUCAUUCUUUCGAUUUUCUCAAAUAUUAUCGUAUCUACAUCAAGGAAUGUGCACUAUGUCGUCGCAGCUUAGAUUCAGAGAACGCUGCUUCAAAUUAUCAAUUGGAAAUCUGUUCAAACGUGAAUUGUGCUGUUCUUGAAAGUGAUUUUGGUAAGUAUAAUAUCCUAUUAUUACCUAAAUUUCCAAUUUUUAGGCCGGCAUCGCGGCGCAAUUCCAACCAACCUAAAGCCAGUAAAAUCGACCGGCCAACCCUCAUUACUGCACCGGAUUAUAACUAAUAUCUUCUUCUUACUAGUGGCUACCUUCUUGGGUACUGUAUUUUACUUUGUCUACAAAAAGCGACGAAAACCGAAGAAAAAAGCGACCGAAGAGAAGGCAGUGGUUAACUGGUCGAAGAACAGUCGAAUUCGAAGGCCGAGUAAGACGACGAUGAGUACGGAGGAGACGAGUUUGAGGGAUGAGAGUAUUUGUAAUGCUAGUAUAUCACAUUAUUCCUUACAACACGUUCCGACCAUCAGUAAAGAGCAUCUGAUCAUCGAGAAGAAGAUUGGAGGGGUAAGGGGUUUUUUUGUUAAUUUAGGUAAUAAAAAGGGCAUUUUUGGGAUAAAAUUAUGGUUAUAGGCUUAGACUUAACAUAUGAUCCUUAGGUUCAAAUUUUUAGGCUUAGAGUGACAUUUUUAGCCUUAAAAUGACAUUUUAGGCUUAAACUAAUAUUUUUAGGCUUAAUGUUUUAUUUUUAGGCUCUAGAGGAUAAUUUUAGGCUGAAUGCAGUUUUUAGGCUUAAAGUCAUUUUCAGGUUUAAAAUGAUAUUAUUAGGCUUCAAAACAUUUUUAUUCUUAAAGCGGCCUUGUUAGGCUUAUAUUGAUAUUUUUAGGCUUUUUAUGAAAUUUUAAGGCUUUAAGCGACAGUUUACAUUUUUAGACUUAAAGUGACAUUUUUAGGCUUAAAACGACAUUUUUAGGCUUAGAGCGCUACUUUUAGGCUUAAAAUUACAUUUUCAAGCCUAAAAUGACAUAAAAUGUCAAUUUCGACUAAAAACUGACACCCUUAAAAUAAUUACGACAUUCUCUAUUCUAGGGUGCAUUCGGCGACGUAUUCCAAGGCGAAUGGCUAGUCAAGAAUGUCCCAGUGGCCAUAAAAAUGCUCCACAAUGUUCAAGUAGACGCUCAAAUGGACAAAGAAGCCGGCAUGCUGGCGGAACUCGACCAUCCCAAUGUGGUCAAAAUGUUCGGAGUUUGUCGCAUGAGCGACCGCAAUUUGGCUAUGGUACUGGAAUUAAUGAAUCGAGGGGAUCUCAAGACGUAUGUCAGCGACAGAAGGCCAAAAUGCGACAAUUACUCACAGUUCCCACCGGCUUUAAUCAGGACAGAACUCAUUGACAUCGCUAGACAGGUAAGGGAAUUUAGGAAACUUUGCUUCUAGGGUAGAGCAGGGUAGGUUAGAAAGGAAAGAUUUAAUAUUUUUGAAAAAACUUUGUUUACAAGCCAAAAAAUGAGCGAAAAUUGCAGAAAGUAAGCUGUUUUUACAUAAAAUUGGUCAAAAAUGACAUUCUUUAACAACGCAAAAUUGAAAAAAUGCAAAAACUUUCCUUACAAUACUCUAAAAACCUCAAAAACUUUGUUUCUAUCCAAUGUUCCUCGAACUUUUUAUAAUCAAGCGCACCGUUGCUUAACUUGCCAGAUCGGACGGGACCGUGCUUUCGCACUGUGCAAAAAAGACAAAUGGCGCUGCACGGUGCAGAAAUUCAUUUUUGGCAAUAACUUUGUUUACAAUAACUUGAAAUGGCGUUUUUAAAAAUUUUUGUGUUUUGGAAAGAACUUUCUUUACAAAUUUUCAAAAACUUUAUUUUUUGGCGAAUUUUGGGAAAACCGCAAUAACUUUCUUUACUAGAAAUUAAAAUCAAAAAUUUUGAAAAAAUGACAAAAUUCGGAUAUGGUGGACUAAAACUUUAAAAAAUGUUGAUUUUAGGUGUGUACCGGUCUAGCCUACAUAUCAUCCCAACAAAUUGUACAUAGGGAUUUGGCCGCGAGGAAUUGCCUGGUCUCUGGCGACACUGAUAUACGGGUCUGUAAUGCCGCCUUCCGACCAGCGAUUACCGUCAAAAUCAGCGAUUUUGGAAUGUCUAGAAGGUGGGUCUUGAUUUUUUUUUGAAAUUUCGAAAAAAAUUAAAAAAAAUUUUUUUUUAAAUUUUUUUAAAAUUUUGAAAAAAUGAAAAGAAUGCUUGAUUCAAGGCUUGUUUACCUCUAUUAUUGUCAUUAAUAACCCUAUUUUUAGGUUAUAUUCUCAUGCGGAAUAUUAUCGCUUAUCGGAUAAACAAACAGCGCUCCCAGUCAGAUGGCUGCCUCCAGAAUGCGUAAACUCGGGAAAAUUCACAACAAUGUCGGAUAUUUGGUAGGGACUUUCUUGACAAUAUCAUAAAUGGCAAUAAUUUUUUUUUGAAAAUCAAAAAAAUUCAAAAUUUAUGAGAAAAAGCAAGAAAAAAUGGCAAAAAAUUAGUGUUUUUUUACUUAAAAUGCCCAAAAAUUUUAUGUUUUAUAACCUUAAAGGUAAAAGUUUGCAAAAAUUUUCUUUCCACUACCAUAAAAACCCCAAAAACUUUGUUUCCACUUAGCUCGAACUUUUAAUAAUCAAGCGCACCGUUGCUUAACUUGCCAGAUCGGACAGGACCGCGCUUUCGCACUGUGCAAAGAAGGCAAAUGGCGCUGCACGGUGCAGAAAUUAAACUUUUGGCAAUAACUUUGUUUACAAUGACCUAAAAUGGCGUUUUUCGAGAUUUUUGAGUUUCGGAAAGAACUUUCUUUACAGAAUUUGAAAAAGUGUAUUUUUCUGUGGAAUUUGAAGAAACCGCAAUAACUUUGUUUACAAUGAUAAAAAAUAAUGUUCUUGGAAAUUUUUUAAAUUUUAAAGGAACUUUCUUCCCAAAAUCCCUAAUUUUUUAAUUUUUAAAUUAUGAAUUGCGAUGGUUUUAGGAAAUGCGCAAUAACUUUCUUUACAAAACAAAAAAUGGCAAGAACUUUCUUUACAAACGAAAAAAUGGCAAGAACUUUCUUCACAGGCUAAAAAUGGCAAAAACUUUCUUUACAACCACUAACUUUUUUCAAUUUUCAGGGCAUUUGGAGUGUUAUUGUACGAGAUCUUCAGUUUCGGUGACACGCCCUACGGCGAUUUGUCAAAUAAUGAAGCGUUGGUGGCGGUUUUGGCUGGAAUUAAGCCAGAGAUUCCUAAAUCAGCACCUGAGGCUAUUAAGGAAGUCAUGGCCGAAUGUUAUAAUGACAAGCCGGAGGAACGACCGGUCGCUGAGGAUUUACUCAUUAGGUUUAAGGAAAUGCAUUAG
Molecule: messenger RNA, 7095 nt
Organism: Bursaphelenchus okinawaensis
Lineage: Eukaryota; Metazoa; Nematoda; Chromadorea; Rhabditida; Aphelenchoididae
Source: the annotation of a GenBank genome assembly